Daucus carota subsp. sativus is the source of this 1783-nucleotide messenger RNA. Its product is annotated as AT-hook motif nuclear-localized protein 7. NCBI's taxonomy places the organism in Eukaryota, Viridiplantae, Streptophyta, Magnoliopsida, Apiales, Apiaceae. Gene Ontology annotation, molecular function: minor groove of adenine-thymine-rich DNA binding. The transcript is spliced from 6 exons. The record is from RefSeq and is a predicted model, not a curated record. Bases 325 to 1404 code for a protein of 359 amino acids.
GGACUUGAAACCAUUUCUUAACCAAAAUUAAUACUUCGAAUUUUGUAAUAUAAAUAUUAUUUAAUAAUUACAUAUGGAAUAUUAUAAUCACAAUUCUAAUUUAUUAAAUAUCAUUUUCCUGCUCUUCCUGCAAAACCCUAAUUUCAAUUCCUUCAACAAAUUUUCUGAAAUCAUCGGGAAAAUUAUAUAAAUAAUUUCAUAUAUUUUUGUAUGAAUCAAGUCCCGCCAUUGAAGCUCAGACAAAGCUACAACACAGUACUGUUGCUGUAGUGAAAGUGUGAAUUUGAAGUCUAUCUCUUGUGGUUGUGUUUGAUUUUUGGAGAAAUGGAGGGAAAAGAGGAUUCUCAAAUGGCUCCAAGAACUGAAAAUAUAAUUCAUUUUGGGGCUGUCUCACCGCCGGUGGCUGCUCCGGCUGUGGCCCCUGAGGGAGUGGCGGUGGCAGGAGAAACCCCGGUGAGUACGGAUGGGAAGAAGAAAAGGGGGAGGCCAAGAAAGUAUGGCCCGGAUGGGGCUUUGGCUUUGUCUCCGAUGCCAAUCUCAGCUUCAAUUCCGUUGACUGGAGGAGAGUAUCCAACGUGGAAGGCUAAGAAGGAGAAGCCAAUUGACUUGUACAUGAAGAAGCAUAGAAUGGAAUAUGGAAGUCCACAAGGUGAGAGGGAGGCCUACACUGCUGGGGCAAAUUUUACUCCACACAUUAUUACUGUUAAUGCUGGCGAGGAUGUCUCAAUGAAGAUCAUGUCAUUUUCUCAGCAAGGUUCUAGAGCUAUAUGUAUUCUUGCAGCAAAUGGUGCUGUUUCCAAUGUUACUCUUCGGCAGCCUAAUUCAUCUGGAGGAACUUUGACCUACGAGGGACGUUUUGAGAUCCUAUCUUUGUCUGGAUCCUUUAGGCCUACUGAUAGCGGGGGAGCAAAAAGCAUAAGUGGUGGCAUGAGUGUCUCAUUGGCAGGCCCAGAUGGACGGGUCAUGGGUGGCGGACUUGCUGGUUUGUUAGUAGCAGCUGGUCCUGUUCAGGUUGUGAUUGGCAGCUUUAUUCCUGGCUAUCAGCAGGAGCCAAAGCCUAAAAAGCAGAGAUCCGAGUUUGCACCAACUAUCUCUCCGAUCCCUGCUCCUAAUCAUGCUUAUGCAGGAAGUACUGAUUCAAUAUAUACUGGUCCAAUCCGAAGCAUCACCCCUCCUUCAUAUCAUGGAAUCAAUGGGAAUGCAGGUAACUUUGUUAAUGGCCCGCCUAUUUUAGCUGCGGAAAAUAAUACUUCGUUGCCCAGAGAAGGCCAUACUGUUGUACCUGCCGAAAAUAACAUGCCUAUGCCUGGAGAUGGCCAAACUAUGGUUGCUGCUGAAAAUAACAUAUCUAAGCCUGGAGAAUCAGAAAAUCUCAGUCCAUCAAAGUGCAUGGUUUCAUGCUGAUCUAGGCAAUCUGUCUCGCAGUUCUGGGCAGGUCAAGUGAUUUGCCCUUGAAGACCUUAAAAGUUCUAGGCUCAACCCCGUUUAGUCCCCAUAUCAAACAGGCUAGUUUCGGUCCGAGGCAAAUCUAGGUUUACAAUAUCUACUACUUAUCUUUUAGGCUAGGACUUCAGAAAGCAAAUUCUCCUUUAGCUCUAGUGAUCAUUUGCUGUCUGCGGUUGUUGAUUUAGAACUUUAAGUGUAUCAGUACUUUGUUUUCGCUUUACCUGACUUGCUUAUAUCAGGAUGGUUGGAAGUUAAAAUUUUAUAUAUUUAUAGCUGUGUGGUUUGAAAUCACGAACGAUCGUAGUUGAAUGAAGUUUGUCAGUACUUGUGAUGUUCA